Nematostella vectensis (starlet sea anemone) is the source of this 1886-nucleotide messenger RNA. RefSeq lists its product as uncharacterized. The transcript has 3 exons. The coding region runs from base 127 to 1254 and encodes 375 amino acids. Gene Ontology annotation, biological process: negative regulation of canonical Wnt signaling pathway; canonical Wnt signaling pathway; non-canonical Wnt signaling pathway. Gene Ontology annotation, molecular function: Wnt-protein binding. Lineage: Eukaryota; Metazoa; Cnidaria; Anthozoa; Actiniaria; Edwardsiidae. The record is from RefSeq and is a predicted model, not a curated record.
GUUUUGUGCAUUCAAGCGUACACAAGUGUCACACAAUCUAUCCGACCCUGGUACGAAAACCCCCAAGCUGCUUUGACAUACUCAAUCACACAGGUUUCCUUCACGGAUAAGCGCACAUACACAGUCAUGGACUCCCGCUCAAUUCUCUUCGCCCUUGUGACAAUCUGCUGCUUCCACGCUAUCGAGGCAACCCAGACGUGCCGUCCAAUGGAGGAUACCAUCUUCGAGGGCUGUAUGUCCUCGGGGUACAACACAACCUUCCCUAUCCCCCCAAACAUCGACCUCUCAGGACGCGCCAAGUCCUUUGUCAAAUACUUCAUCAAUUAUUUUAUGCGACGCAUGGAGAAUUGCUCCGUUGCUGCCAUGGGCGAGUCUGUGCUCUGCUCGAUGUUCGCACCUUAUUGCCGUCCUCAGGACUCUGAGCCAUUUCUUCCCUGUAGACGGGUAUGCUCUGAGUUUCUCAAGAGAUGCGUUGGAGAUAUAGAUUUCUUUUAUUUAGAGUAUUACGCCAGCUCUUGCACGCUACUCCCUAAUGCGACCGCGGAUUCGGGAAAGUGUUUUGAACCGCAAGGAUUUCACUAUCACUACAACGCCAGCACAAAAGGCUUACUGGAAAAUGAGUGCAGUCCCUUGAUCUUCCCAAUGUGUAAAUCUAUUGGUUACAGUCACACCAGCAUAAGCUUGUCAACCCAACUCAAAGUCUACAAUAUAUUCUACGAAAAAAACUUCACAAACACUUCAGAAGACGCUGUUGUAAAGCCAGGCUCCACCGUCGACAAUUGGCAAGGAUUUUUCAAGAAUUUUUCCCAGUGCUCUUUAAACUUGAAGAAGUUUUUCUGUGGUGAUCUCUUUCCGCCUUGCUUUCCCGAUGAGGGUCUCCAGUAUUAUACCUUAUGCCAGUCGUUCUGUUAUGAUAUUAGUGUUAAAUGUCCUGAGGUGCUAAAUACGGUGUAUGGCCCGUGGUUGUCGGGAUGCGAGCUGUUAGCAUCAGGUAACACAUCGCACGGGUACUGUAGAACAUCGUCUUGGCCACCACCCAUGACAUGGCUCAAGUGGUUUCAAGAUUACCAAAUGCCAUCACCGCCUCCUUCCCAAAACAAGCCAGCAGUCCAAGUGCUUGUAGUAGCGGUAGCAGUGAUCGUACCCAUAAUCCUCAUCGUGCUUAUCAUCCUUGGUGUCCUGGCCUGGCGCCAACACAGGCUACCCACCAUUUGUUUGAGAGGACAAGACAAGGAAGAUCUCGUAAAGGCUUAAAAAAUGAACAUGUUUACAUUAAUAUAAAUUACUAUAAUAGCUGAGGAAAACACAUCGAACAGGGGUAAAGGUCGUAUCUCUUAGGGACCAUUCAGUACCUGACGUGGUCACGCGAGGAAGGUGGGGGGAGGGGUACAAACUCUUGGUCUCCAAAAAGUGAGCCAUUUCCUGUUGAAGGGUCUUCGCAAAUACUAUCCUUAUUCCAUAUGAUACCUUAGACCCCCUAAGACUACCUAAGACUAAAAAAUCCUGCUCGGUACGCGCCUGGCGGUAAUAUUCAUGAGUUCAGUAUUAUGUACAGGAUGUACAGGCUAGCAAAACAGGGAUAAAAGCAAAAGCCAAAAUAAUCAAAGCCAAAGAUAAUCUCAAUUUGCCAUGAUACAUCAGUAAAAAAAAAAAAACUAAAAACACCCUCACCAACAAAAAGCAGCUGAAUAAGAUAUGGGUCUUUUUUCACGUCUUUUUUUAUUAUUUUUUUAAAUUGAUUGUUGUUAUGCUGUAUACCUAUUUUAAUUAAUGCAAAUCGAUGUAUCGCAGUGGUUCAUGGGUAAGGUAUAAAUGGCUGAAUCCUGGUCUCAGAUCGCCAUGUGAACGUUAAGAGGUACAUAAACAAGAAUGCUAAAGCUUUCUAA